AGCUUCCUUCUCUGGUUUUGCACACACCUUGGAAUUAUCGUUCUCUUUUAUAUUCCCUCAUUAUGAAUUCAAUAUGCUUUUCUGUGACUCUCAAGUCUCAUCUUCUUCUCCGUUUAAAUUUCUCCUUGAAUCUUCGAUAAUUUCACUUCUUCGCCUUGCUUCUGUCUGACCCAUCUGACGUUUUUGUUGGAUUACUCAAAGUUUUUCAGAAUGGCUGCUGCUGCAUGUCACCUAGCAGUUGGGUCAAUUCAGACUUAUGGAUGCAGCAACGAAUCUGGACCUCAAAAGGCAUUUGGGAAUGUCUCUGUGAAAUUGGUUUCAAAUGGUCAUCUGUUUAAUGUAGGAUUAUUGAGAAGAGGAAGUUGUAGCACCCGUGGGUGCAAAUUGGGUGUAAUUCAAGCCUCAACUUUUCAAACUUCUGUGGCCGAUCCAGUUUCAUCCUCCACAAAUAGCAAUUCAAAUGACUCCCGAAAGAAGUCUAAUGAAGUUGCUUUGAUAUUGAUUCGGCAUGGUGAGUCUUUGUGGAAUGAGAAAAACCUGUUUACUGGUUGUGUUGAUGUACCCUUAACCAAAAAGGGUGUAGAAGAGGCACUUGAAGCCGGUAAGAGAAUUAGCAACAUACCUGUCGACAUGAUUUACACAUCCGCACUGAUCCGUGCCCAGAUGACUGCUAUGCUUGCCAUGACCCAGCACCGUCGGAAGAAGGUGCCAAUCAUUGUGCACAAUGAGAGUGAACAGGCAAAAGCAUGGAGUCAGAUUUUCAGUGAGGAAACUAAUAAACAGACUAUUCCAGUAAUAGCAGCUUGGCAAUUGAAUGAAAGAAUGUAUGGGGAGUUGCAAGGUCUUAAUAAGCAGGAAACAGCAGAUAGAUAUGGAAAGGAGAAAGUGCAUGAGUGGCGUCGAAGCUAUGAUAUUCCUCCCCCCAAUGGCGAGAGCUUGGAAAUGUGUGCUCAUAGAGCAGUUGCUUAUUUCGAAGAGCAAAUUGAACCCCAACUUCUAUCUGGGAAGAAUGUGAUGAUUGCUGCUCAUGGGAAUUCUUUAAGGUCCAUUAUCAUGUAUCUUGACAAAUUAACUUCUCAGGAGGUUAUUAGCUUAGAACUGUCAACUGGGCUUCCGAUGCUUUACAUAUUUAAAGAAGGGAAAUUUAUCAGGAGGGGAAGUCCAGUAGGACCUACAGAGGCUGGUGUUUAUGCUUAUACUAGGAGUUUAGCGCUUUAUCGGCAGAAGUUAGAUGAAAUGGUUCACUAGUGUAUUUAAAAAGCAGGUUUUAUUUCUUGAUGUUCAAUAUUCAUUGCUAUUGGUAUCAUGUUAGCUUAUAAAGCUCUCAUGUGAAAACUACUUCCUCGCAACCAAUGGGUUUAAGGCUUCGUCCACAGAUGGGGAAAAAUGGAUGCUCUAAUUUUCUUUUGGAAGGAGUCAACUAAGCUGAUGAGUUGUAUUAGGUACUUAGCCAUUGUCUCUGUUUCCAGAGUAGAUAUCAAUGGAUGUUUGAUUAUUUACAAGGGAUCCUGUAAAUUAUAAUUAUGUAAUAGGGACUGUAAGUCUGUAAUAAGACUGUAAUUCUUUUUUUCUUCUA
Telopea speciosissima is the source of this 1576-nucleotide messenger RNA. Its product is annotated as 2,3-bisphosphoglycerate-dependent phosphoglycerate mutase 1-like. Gene Ontology annotation, molecular function: intramolecular phosphotransferase activity. The record is from RefSeq and is a predicted model, not a curated record. Lineage: Eukaryota; Viridiplantae; Streptophyta; Magnoliopsida; Proteales; Proteaceae. Gene Ontology annotation, biological process: glycolytic process. The transcript has 9 exons. Bases 211 to 1248 code for a protein of 345 amino acids.